AUGGAGCCACUCGAACAGUUGAAAGGCCAGGAUUCCUACAAGUAUUUAGGAGUCCUUGUUUCUGUUACGAUGACUACCGGGGAUGUUUUAAAGGGCGAAUUAUACUGCCUGGAUACCCACAAGGGACAAACUUUAGUAAUAAAAUCUGAGGGUGAUGGUGAAAAUUUUUCUUUCCAUAUAUUGAGAUUGUCAUCAAUUAUCAACUUUGAAGUUUUGGGCCGUCAUAACGACUCCUCCUACGAACUUACGCGCAUGACCUGUGAUGAUUUUGCUCAUUUUAAAUCAAUGCUCAACAGAAACGGUGAAAAUUUCAACAAGAAAAAUCAUUAA
This is a messenger RNA of Theileria annulata, 330 nucleotides long. RefSeq lists its product as uncharacterized. NCBI's taxonomy places the organism in Eukaryota, Apicomplexa, Aconoidasida, Piroplasmida, Theileriidae. The record is from RefSeq and is a predicted model, not a curated record. Bases 1 to 330 code for a protein of 109 amino acids. The transcript is spliced from 3 exons.